Molecule: messenger RNA, 3626 nt
Organism: Condylura cristata (star-nosed mole)
Lineage: Eukaryota; Metazoa; Chordata; Mammalia; Eulipotyphla; Talpidae
Gene: ASPN
Product: asporin
Exons: 8
Coding region: 229-1347 (372 amino acids)
Molecular function (GO): protein binding
Source: RefSeq, a predicted model, not a curated record
ACUAACAUGGACUAAUCUGGAAGCAGCUGCUCCAGUGUCACCCAGGGUGCAGCCACCCCAGGCUCUGCUGAAGGGGUUUUCUUUCAAAUACAACACCUUCACAUCUUUUUUAAUGCUACUUUAGUGCACUGCCAUUACAGAUAAGCAGUACAUGGUGGAAAAUUCUACUUUCAAGAGGAUUGACUUGACUUGCUCUCUUCAUACGAGGCCAGUCUCAAACAAGACAACAUGAAAGAAUGUGCGAUCCUAGUGUUCUUGGCUUUGUGCUCUGCCAAGCCCUCUUUUCCUCCUUCAUACAUGACGCUGAAGAAUAUGAUGCUGCAGGACAUGGAAGAUGCAGAUGAUGGUGAUAUGGACGCUGACAACUCACUUUUUCCAACAAGAGAACCAGUUAACCCUUUCUUCCCAUUUGAUCUGUUUCAAAUGUGUCCAUUUGGAUGUCAAUGCUACUCAAGAGUUGUACACUGCUCAGAUCUAGGUUUGUCCUCUGUUCCAAACAACAUUCCAUUUGAUACUCGCAUGAUUGACCUUCAAAAUAAUAAAAUCAAGGAAAUCAAAGAAAAUGACUUUAAAGGACUCACAUCACUUUAUGGUUUGAUUCUGAAUAACAACAAGCUAACAAAGAUUCACCCCAAAGCCUUUGUUACUACAAAGAAGCUGCGAAGACUGUAUUUGUCCCACAAUCAACUCAGUGAAAUACCACUUAACCUUCCAAAAUCUUUAGCAGAACUCAGAAUUCAUGAUAAUAAAGUUAAGAAAAUACAAAAGGAGACCUUUAAAGGAAUGAAUGCCUUACAUGUUCUGGAAAUGAGUGCAAACCCUCUUGAUAAUAAUGGCAUUGAACCGGGGGCAUUUGAAGGGCUGACAGUAUUUCACAUCAGAAUUGCAGAAGCAAAACUGACCUCAAUUCCUAAAGGACUACCAACAACUUUACUGGAGCUUCAUUUGGAUUAUAAUAAAAUUUCAACUGUGGAACUUGAGGACUUUAAGCGAUACAAGGAUCUGCAAAGGUUGGGCUUAGGAAACAACAGAAUCACAGAAAUUGAAAAUGGAAGUCUUGCUAACAUACCACGCAUACGGGAAAUACACUUGGAAAACAAUAAACUGAAGAAAAUCCCUUCAGGAUUACAGGAGUUGAAGUAUCUCCAGAUAAUUUUCCUGCAUUCUAAUUCAAUUGCGAAGGUGGGAGUGAAUGACUUCUGCCCAACAGUGCCAAAGAUGAAGAAAUCUUUAUACAGUGCAAUAAGUUUAUUCAACAACCCAGUGAAGUACUGGGAAAUGCAACCUGCAACAUUUCGUUGUGUUUUGAACAGAAUGAGUGUUCAACUUGGUAACUUCAGAAAGUAAUACUUAGCAAUAGUUAUAUCCAUUUAAUAUAAAAUUUAGGAAUUAUUACAUUUUGAAUACUUGAAGUGUAUUAAUAAUGGUGGUAUGGUACACAUAAGCAAAAAUCUAUUCCUGUGUAAGUCCACUGACUUAGUUCAUGACAAAAAAUUUCAGAAUUUUGCAAAACUAUUAAUAUGAGUAAGAGAAACAAGCAUGUACUGCAGUUUCUUUUUUGCAUACAAGUGUUUUUGCAUAAACCUCAUGCUUGGACAUUCUUUCUCAGAAACAAAAAAUAAGACAUUCAAUAUUUAAUUUGAUAACUUUAUGAAGUGCAUCAAAAAAAGAACUGUACUGUAAAACUGACUUAGCAAAAUUUGUGUUCUUUUCAUUGUUAGAAAACCAAAAUUGACAAGGAUGGUUAUAUUAUUCUUAUCCUUUUAUUAACAACUUGGGUGGUACUGUAAUAUUUCUCAUAAUGUUUAAGUAUGGUUUGGUAUCUUUAAUUACAUUCUCAUGUGUUAGAGCCUUAUUGCUUUUAUGUUUAAAACUAACUCCUUAUAAUAAAGGCUUUAGUGGUGUUUAUUAUCACUUUGAUAGAUGCUAUUCAUAAAAGCUUGUUUGGGAGCUAUAGUACAUGCUUUUCUUUUUAAUUACUACUACCUGAUUAUGAAACUUCUAUAAAGUUUUGUAGUAAGUGCUUAUGUAAAAUCAAUUAACUCAAAAGUUUUAUUAUCACAGUUCUUAUCAGCUUUUAACAUUAAUUCAAUUGUUAGGUUAUAUAACAUGGUUGCCUCAGUGCUAAGGAAUAUUUUUGAGAUGUCCUUUUGGAAGACCUUGGUUAGAAAAGCCUGAAUGCUAUAAAUUCUAUACCAAAUUAUCUCUUCAGAUAUACAAACUGGAAAACUCUGAAAGUCUCAUCUGUUAUAACUGAAUAAGAGAGCCUUAAAUAAAACACAUAGAAAAUAAAAACUCUUAGGACAGUGUAUGUAAUUUUCAUUGACAUUCAAAACAACAUAAAUUAAGUAAUAUAAGAAAACAAGGGAAAUAUUGGCAAACUUUUAAAAUAAAAUAUUUGUAUGUUUUAUAAGUAUUUGUUACUUUGUUAUAGUAACUUAUAAUAACUGUUAUAAUAAGUUAGUAACAUAACUGUUAUAAUAAGUUACUUUGUUUUGCAAAAUUGUAGGAGCACGAUGGAAAUAUAAUUAAUAUAAUAAAGUUUAACCACUAGUAGUAAGAGAACAGAAAGAGCAUAGAAAUGCAGAAAUUCAAUCGAAAGAAGUAACCAGAAUCCAGUUCCUCUGAUAGCCUAGUAAAUCUCUUCUCUCCGAACGUGUCUUUUCCUCUGUAUAGUGUGAAGGUAACCAUAUGAAUGAAUAAAAUUGCUAUGAGGACAGAAGGAUAUAAAUGUAUGUGAAAAUGCUUUGUAAACAAUAAAGGUUCAUGUUUGAGUGAAACUACUCUGGACAACUAUUGAAUGAUGACAAAAAUUAAGUCUUUAAAAAUAAAGAAUAAGAGUUUUAAGAAGUAAAAUACUCUUUUCUACAAAACAACUUAAAGCUAAAAUUGUGAUAUUAUUGUGCUUAUAACAACGUAAGUAGAACCAAGUGCUUCCUGAAAUUGAAAGAUCCAGAUCUUGAAAUUAAUAAUUUAAUUCACAAGGUUAAUGCUAAAGUUAGAAUACUUGAGAAACAGAUUAUGAUCUGAAUAGUAGACUUAAAGUAGCUUUUUUUCUAAAAAGACAAAGCAAAAAUUUUUGGGUGCUGGAAAUCAUUCUUGAAAUCACUGUAACUAAUUUCCUGUAGUUAAUCUUUUUGUUUUUCAUCUCUCAGUUAUUGUUUUUUAAUUACAAGUCUGCAAAAAAGAAAUCACUAAUAAGAAUCACAAACAACCAAAACUGUAUUAAAGUGUUCUGCCACAAACCCAUUUUAUAAUAAAUACAAAUAUUAACCCAUUUGCAAUCCAUUAAAGUCAGAAAUAAUAAAUUACUACAACUCACUGGGUUUAUUAAGGUCUUCCAGGCAGUAUAAUAUCUCAAUGGCAAUCUAUCCUUAUUUCUUCUGAAAUAAUAAAAAAUGAAUACUGGAUUCAUGAAACAUGUAUGAUACUUUUAGAAAAUCACUUGAAGCCACUCAUUCUAAAGAUUGAAAAAUCUUAAUCCUUAAUCUUAAUCCUUUUUAAUCUUUUGCAUUAUUUCUUUCAUCCUUUCUAAAAAGACUUGUCUUACCUAAUCUGUACUUACCUGUCUAAUGAUAGAAACUUAAUCUUACUUCCCCAAAGUCAUACUGUAUAAAUAAUUUUAA